CCUCUUUGUAAUUUUCUUCUGUUUCUUCUUUUAUUCUUUCUUUCUUUCAAGGCCCCAUCAUCAUCAACGCUUCCCAACACCCGCCUCCUUAAUUCCCUCUUCAAUUCUAUUCCUUGUCCUCCAACAAAAUAAUCAGGACCCUGUGGGGGGAGGAAGGGGGGAAGAGAGAGAGCGCGCAAGGACGGUGCAACCAAAAAAAGUAUGCUGGAGUUUCAACAGCAUUUACAAUAGGUUGUCCUUUUCUCACACCCCCGAUUCGAUCCAACCAAUUGUUUUCGAUUUGGGUUUUUUCCGCUCGUAUAUUUCAUUCAUCUAACCACAGAGUUCGAGCUCUCUGAUAUGGAUUGUCACUCACAAUUGAGUGGCGGGUCAGGCUUAGAGGUGGCAAAUCAAUGGCGGGUUUAUUCUCACUAGGCGGUGGAGAUAGAGGUAGAGGUAGAGGAACCAACCAACAACAACAAGAAGAAGCACAAGGGCAUCAUAACCCAACCACGGAAUUCCCUCCGCCCGAGACCCUAUACUGGUACAAGAACGAGGAUGUGUCGUCGUACAGAGGGUUGGAGCUAUGGAACCAGCAACAGGAGCAGUUCAUGCCGGGAACAAGGCCAUCGGAACAAGAUGUGUACGGGGCGAGCAGGAGCUACGAUGAUCCGCCGUCCUCGUCGAGAUCCUCAGGGAUGAUGACGACUAUGAGAGGUCGAGGAGGAAUAAGCUGCCAAGAUUGCGGGAACAAAGCCAAGAAGGAUUGCCCCCACAUGAGGUGCAGGACUUGCUGUAAAAGCAGAGGCUUCCAUUGCCAAACACACAUCAAAAGCACUUGGGUUCCUGCUCCUAAGCGUCGCGAGCGCCAACAGCAACACCAACUCCAACUUCACCCGGACACUCUUCCCAGAAGACACCGCGAAACAGAGCACCGGGAUUUUCCUGCAGUGGUAAGCUCGCCUGCGGAUUUCCGAUGUGUGCGGGUGAACUCCAUUGACGAUGCGGACGAACAAUUUGCAUACCAAACGGCAGUGAACAUAGGAGGGCAUGUGUUCAAAGGAAUUCUGUACGACCAGGGUCCUGAAUAUAACUACACAGCUGGAGAUGUGAGCGCCCCCGCUGGCGUAGGUGGAGUUCAACCAUUGAACCUCAUUGCCGGUGCCGCCAGCGGUGCGUCUGUUUUACCCGCGAGCUCAAUGGGUGGUGGUGCCAUGGUUCCGCCGGGUGGGGCGCUUGGGGAUCCUUCUUCUUUGUAUCCAGCUCCACUUAACACCAUCAUGGCUGAAGGUAUUGGUACGCAAUUCUUCCCUCGAGAUCUUCAUAAAUAGGAACAUGAAAAAGGUUAAUAGUGCAUCCAGCUUCUUCUCGCUGUUGGAUAUUACUGUCGUUGUAAAAUUUGACACCCGUAUAAGUAGCAGGAGAGAUAAAAAGAAAAAAGAGAAUCAGGUCAAAAUUAAGUAGAGAAAGUAUUGUAGACCAUUUUUUCAAUGCAAAUUUCAAUGCUUGGUUCAG
Messenger RNA from Neltuma alba, 1494 nucleotides. RefSeq names its product protein SHI RELATED SEQUENCE 1-like. Bases 393 to 1310 code for a protein of 305 amino acids. NCBI's taxonomy places the organism in Eukaryota, Viridiplantae, Streptophyta, Magnoliopsida, Fabales, Fabaceae. Gene Ontology annotation, biological process: positive regulation of DNA-templated transcription. The transcript has 2 exons. Gene Ontology annotation, cellular component: nucleus. The record is from RefSeq and is a predicted model, not a curated record. Gene Ontology annotation, molecular function: DNA-binding transcription factor activity; DNA binding.